This is a messenger RNA of Ylistrum balloti, 729 nucleotides long. RefSeq lists its product as uncharacterized. Bases 22 to 729 code for a protein of 235 amino acids. The record is from RefSeq and is a predicted model, not a curated record. NCBI's taxonomy places the organism in Eukaryota, Metazoa, Mollusca, Bivalvia, Pectinida, Pectinidae. The transcript is spliced from 6 exons.
GUUAUAUAUCCAGUAUUCGAUAUGGCUGUCACGCCUCGUGAUAUCGCAGAUGUCAAGAAAAUGGUAAAAAACAAACUAGAACUUUACAUCAACAGGGAAAAACGAGAAAAUCUUUUUGAUCCAGCUGGAGCUUGCAGAACAACGAGGAAAAUGUAUAAGUAUGACCUCAUGUAUAGAGUUGUCAACUAUGAUGUGUUUGAUAAGCAAAGUCCAAGAUAUAAAAACAGGAAGAAGAAAGGAAAAGAGGAAGUUCCAGUUGAAUAUGAUCAUCAGACAGAGAAAGAAAAACAUAAACGAGAAUCUUCUCAGGGGGGCAGAAACGAAUCAGGAAAAGCAGACAUGGUGGAGGAGGUAGGAGACAUUAUAUACCCAAAGCUUGAGGAUACUACGCGCAGGGUAACUCUGUAUAGAGAAGCGGACAGGAUCACAAAAUAUGCUAAUGAGGUCUAUAACCAAUACAAUAUGGAGGAUCUUCAGACAAUACACCACUUUCGACCAAGUUCUCAACAAGACCAUGUGAAUAAAUCUCUAGAUUCUGGAUAUCUGCACAACUAUACACGACAUGUUGGGUCCAUUCUUCAUGCAAAGUCAUAUGUCAACUUCUACAAAAAAGAAGGUUUACACACUGGUGAUAAAAGUAAAUCCAAGAGACUCCAGGAAUUGCCAACGAAGAAGCCAAAAGAACCGGAAAGUGACCAAAAACCUGCAAAAGAUGAGCCAGGGAAUUAG